AUGCCAGGAACCAUCUUGGUUUCAGUUCUUAAAUUCAUGGACCUGCCGUCUUCAUCAUCAUCUUCUUCAACAUCAAUAAAGGGUGAGAAACUGUUUCAUCUGAACCCAUUGACGACUCUUCGGGACAACAUGCUUGUUAUUCUUCAAGAUUCUGAAGGGAAUCAGAUAUCAGAAACAGGAAAUGCAGCUAUUGAGACCAGGUCCAUAGUUGAAAAGGGUCUUUGGGAUGACUUCUUUCCCCUCAAAGGAGUUUGUACUCAAGUUAGUGACAAUUUCUUGCAGCGAGAAUCUGCAGUGAAAAAGAAGCACGGGGAGUUCAUUCAUAGCAGUCCCAUGACCAAUAGUGAUGCAGAUAGGAAUGCAGAGACUUCAUCAGCCAUCACUGUGAAGCAAAGUGUUAAUUUGUCUCCAACUGAAUUGAGUCGCGGGGGUUUAGUUGAUAACAUCAAUAUCCAACCACUUCCUACUAUGAUUCCUGCUGAAGCAAUUUGCGCUGAUGAACCUGCAAGGUUAUUAAGAGCCUCGCAACCAGUUAUUGGUAUAACAAAUCUUCCUAAGCUUCAGGAAGAUGAGAAUUGCAAACUCGAAAAGCAGCAGAGCCCACUGAAGAAAAGUUCCAGCGUAAAGAACAUGAUAAGUGCCUUUGAAACUGGUUUAGCUGAGGAUAAGAAGCCUCACAUCAAACCAUCACCGAUGAAAGUUCAAUCAAACAAAACUUUAACAGGCAAUUUUCCGAAGAACCAGAACUUAAAAGAAGACAAGAAGAAAGUAAAUACAGAAACUUCAGAGUCAGUAUCAAAACGGGCAGUGAAUUCUUUACCUCCAGGACAGUUGCAACAUGACAGGACAUAUGGUGGAAGCAGUGAGAAAAAUAUAUCACUUGAAGCUUUAGGUGGGACUAAAUCAUCACAUGACACAGGUAUUAAGAGUAGAUCCAAACUAUUACAUCAAGAAGUUCACAUAAAUGAGGAUAAGGUCCUCACUGAUUUCAGUACAACAUCAUCAGAAAUAGUAGUUAAAGUUUCAGAGAGGGUACUUGAUGAUCAUAGACACCAACCUAGUAAGAUGCUCCAUGGAAAGAGAGAUUCAGGUGGCAGUCCAGUUAUAGAGGAAAGUCAUCAGCCAGAAAUCUCUUCAAGAAAUUCUCAAAAGUCCAACAUUCAAGGAGUUGCAGCCCAAAUAUGCACUUCAACAGCAAAAUGCGAAGACAGGCACAAUCCUUUUGAGAGAUCUGGUGGAUGGAUAUUCCCAGAUGAAGCAAUACAUUUUUGUAUAACAACUAGUGGUAAAAAGGUGAUGGAUUUUCUAGGAGGUCACAAUUUGAUAAAGCCAGGUAUGCAUCAAGAUGGGAAGAGUUUGUCUCCUCCAGAAAAUGCAGUAGACCAGCAGGAAAACGCGGAUAGCAGUAAUGGUAAUGAAGUGAACAGAAAUGAGAAGAAGAACAGACCAAGAGAACAACAUAAGGUUCAGAAAUCAGAAGAAACAGAAACUUCUGGAGUGGCAGUUGGACAGGCAAUAAAAGCUGCAAUAAUGAUUGGAUUUGGAACACUUGUUCUCCUCACUAGACAACGAAAAAUAGAUGAAUUUUGCCUGUGGAUACUCAUUGGUUAUAAUCCAAACUUGGGUCAGAAGAGUUGGAACCACCAUUUGUUGAUGAAUCAGAUGAAUUGUCAAUAA
This is a messenger RNA of Fragaria vesca subsp. vesca, 1677 nucleotides long. RefSeq lists its product as uncharacterized. Bases 1 to 1677 code for a protein of 558 amino acids. The transcript has 10 exons. The record is from RefSeq and is a predicted model, not a curated record. NCBI's taxonomy places the organism in Eukaryota, Viridiplantae, Streptophyta, Magnoliopsida, Rosales, Rosaceae.